Molecule: messenger RNA, 4319 nt
Organism: Ctenocephalides felis (cat flea)
Lineage: Eukaryota; Metazoa; Arthropoda; Insecta; Siphonaptera; Pulicidae
Gene: blot
Exons: 18
Coding region: 328-4185 (1285 amino acids)
Biological process (GO): sodium ion transmembrane transport
Cellular component (GO): membrane
Source: RefSeq, a predicted model, not a curated record
AACAAAUGUCUGCUAUCAAACCUUUAAUUUUGCAAUAUUUAAACAAACAAUGACAUUAUUAGUGUUGUGCAGUUUAGAAAAUGUGUUUAAUUUGUGUACUAACAGGUGUUCUGGCCCGGUAGCGUCUCAAGAGCAACAGUUGCGUACGAAAUGCCGUCCGAUGAAUUGUGUCGGUGUGAGAACAAAUUGUUAACAGUGGCGAAUCAAUCAUAAUUAUAAUAAUAAUUAAUUAAUCGAAUCGAAUCAAAUAAUUAUUAGUGCAGUGUGUGAAAGUAUUUAAUUGUAUAUAAAAUAUUGGUUUUGUGACUUCGAAAUCGGACGAGAAAAAUGAGUGGGAAAAUCAACAGCGGAGACGCCGAUAAAAGGAAAUCCAGAGUGGUUGCAUAUUGGGGCUACGACCCUCCGCCGCCUCCUCCACCAUUACCACCAAUGAUGGGCGACUUUGUUGAUGGUACAAAAAGAAAAAGUGGUAACAAUUCGGGAGUAAUACAGAUUUUGGAUAAUACCAUUACCAGUACGAGUACCGAUGACCACAGAGGAGACGAACUUGUAACCGCCUUUAAUAAUGAUGAAGAUGAACAGAUUCUAACAACAACAGUAAUAGACACAAGCAAAGACAGCGUCUCAGUGAUACGACAAAGUGACACAUUAGAACGAAAAUCAAAUAUUCCCUCCAAAAACACAAACACUGCCGAAAAAUCCAAAAAACCCUCACGAAAUUCGUCUAACCUGGAUGAAAAACUAAGAAACAACCACCAAAAAUCCAACAGAUAUUCAGAAGGAGUCCUGUACGAUAAAAACAGCCUAGACAGAAGCACCCUGGAUAAAAAUAGAGACAGCAAAAACUUUCCUGGUGAUGGUCAGAAAAGAACCAGCAAACAUUUUGGUGGCAGUUUAGAACGAACAAACAUCGUCCAUAUACCACGAGUAUCGACUUUAGAUAACCCAAAAAGUAGGAACUCGUCAUCGACCUUGGAAAAACAAGGUAAAGAUAGACUCCCUAGUAGUUCCAAUUCAAGACAAAGAAAUUCUGGAAGCAGCAUUUCUUUUAACACAUUAGAAAAUCCAGAUUCGAAACGAUCUAGUCAACAAACAAAUUAUUCCAACAGAAAUUCUACGGAGGUGUCGAAGCAAAGGUUAUCAGCUGGUACUGAUACUGUAGAUUGUCCUGGUAAAAAUUUAGUAAAUGAUAGAUUAGGUGUUGAAACGUUGAAAAGACGUUCUGAAGGCAACUAUGAUAAACCAGCACAACCAAACAAGGAACAAACCAGAAAUUCCUCAGCUUUGGAGAAAACUUACACCCAAAAACUGUCUUUGCAGAAUACAGGUGAUGGAUUAAAUUUGAAACCUGGACAAAUCAAUUUGACUGAAAGGGAUUUGGAACCUUAUUCCACAAUCGAGAAGGACAGAAGAAAGAUUGCUAGGAAUUCUGGAAAGUACGAAAAUGGUACUUUGGAACGUUUGAAUUUUUAUGAUAAUUUAAAUAAUUUAAACUCUGGCAGUAGUGAUAAGAAAAGUUUGGUGGACGAGUAUGAUUAUGAUGUUAUAAGUGGAGGUGCUGCUUUUGAUUUAGAAGGAAUUAUAAAUGAGAGUUUUGCCCAUCCUGCAAUAAGGUACAACGGUUCUGGUCUCGGCACCAACCUAAGUAGCAGCAAUUUGCUGCAGCAGUAUGGAAGUUCGACAUUACCCAACGUCAACCUGCUGCAUGGCACCAAUAGAUCGAAAAUUGAUCGAAGCAAUUCCAUUAUCGAGCAACGAAUCAACACACUUGUUGAUAGAGGAAUCGACGCCCUUGAACCAAGUCCGAUUCCUUCCCGGAGUACUCUGGCCACCGAUACGACCAGCGCCAGUUGUUCCGGAGCGAGUGGAAGUGCCAUCGACAGCUGUCCCCGUACAACAGCUGUCAGCAGCAGCUGCAACAGCAGCAAAAUUGGAGCUGCAGUCAGCAGCAGCGGCGACAGGGACAGUGUUUAUGGAGGAUCAACGUUGAGGCUUUGUCCUGAUAGGAGGAAACAGAGCGAUUACAUGACUUCGAGUGCAGCCAGUGAUUUCGAGAAAAAGCGCUAUAACCUAACCCAGCAACUUCUGACCCUUCUAUGCUGCAUAGCGGUGUCCCUGGCGCUUCCCAGCAGCCUGGGCCUGGCCAAAGAAGUUCGCACCAGAGGGCUGCCCUUUGCGGUUGCCUACUUCGUCCUUUUGUUCAUUGUAGGGUUGCCACUGUCUGUGGUAGCAUGUACUGUGGGGCAAUUUUGCGGAGAAGCUGCCGCUGGGAAAGCUCAUCGGGCAGUACCAUUGGUGAAAGGGGUGGUAAUAAUUCGAGCCCUGGCAUGUUGGAGCGGCGCCGCCUGCGUGUGUCUGCACGCCUCUUUGGCCCUGCUGCAAUUCGUGCUUUCUCUGUCCGGUCCCACACCAUACAGGCACUGCACAAUGCUCAGGAUGCGACACGAUUCUGGAUAUCAAGCAGUAGGAUUAACUGCGGAUGAAUGCAUAGAAAGGACGUUCUUGGCUGGUCCAAUAGACAACCCUUUAUGGUAUGGUGUCCUGGCGGCUAUUUCGGUGGUAACAUUUGGAUUUGUUAUGCUUGUAUCGAGAUCUGGACCAGCAAUAAGGCGGCUCCUGAUAAUUUCUUCACUGCCAUUGUUAGCAUUGAUGCUAGCUACUUUAGGAAUUGGAGCCUCUUUGACAAAUUUUGAACAAGAGAAAGCUGAGUCUGAUCCGAAUUUAUUUAUUCCAAUGCCAACAACAACUUCAAGUUACACGGCAGUACCUACUGAUGCCGACUUGAAAGCGCCGGAACUAGUCACUGAUUGGUGGAGCUUGCUGGAAGUGUCACUGUGGUUGGCAGCUGUUAACCAAUUACUUUUCGCCACUACCCUUGGCUUUGGGGUACUUCCAGCACUUUGCGGAAGAGCUUUACAUAAGGCGGAUGCUGUAAAAACCGCCGUAACAUUUAUAAUCUGUCUAUGCCUCUCUGGAGCCCUAUCAAUGGUUUGUGCGUUUGUACUGGCUGACUCUGAAUUUGGAGGCGGUUCUUUAGGUUCCAAUUGGGGUUCUCCUGCAGAAGCCUAUAAUUUAGCUCAGCAUGCUCCUUCACUGUAUGCAAAGGCUUUGUUGGGAGUUGCACAUGGAUGGUACGGUUUGGGGAGUUUAGUAACAAUGGCUCUCUUCUCUUUUUCCUUAUCCUGCACCCUAAGGCGCCCAAGUUCACUUUUGGGGAUUGUUCUUGGAGCAGCUUUGAUUAUAAGGUUAUGCGUGGCAGUACCACCUGGUGCUUGGCCUUCACUGGUUGGCGAAAGAUCGUUGGUGCCAACUUUGGCAGCAGUUGCAUUGUGUGUCGAAUCUUUGGCACUUUUGCUUGUAUAUGGUCCAAAACGUUUAUGGAGCGAUAUAGAGUUCUCAGUAGGUCGACCAGUUUCUAAAGUAUGGCACUGGACAGCCACGAUAUCCUGUCUGAUACUCUUAGGACUAUUUGCCUGGUAUUAUUCAAUGCCCAUCACAAAUUCAGAUUUUGAACUGGACAGGACAACAUCGUGGAUCACAGCUGCUUCUAGCAUGAUUCUAUUGCUGAUUGCAGCUGGUCACGAGGUUGCAAGACAAGUCGGAUAUAAUUUGUUAGAGAAAUUCCGAAGCGCCUGCAGGCCAUCUUUAGAAUGGGGUCCUGGUGAUCCAGUGGUCAGACAUUCGUGGAAAUUAUGGGGCGGAGCACCAGGUCGUGGAGGCGCUCCAGGAACUGAUGGCGAAAGAGAUUUUACACUCAGGCGCAAAGGUACGAGAGAUUAUACUCAUUCAGCUCGCAGGCAAGCCAGCAGGAAGGAAGCUGGAGGACCUCCAGGAGGUAAAAGAUAUCCAGUACCGGUCCUCUCGUAUGACAACUUCGGCGCGGACCUGGGCGAAUUUCUAACCGUGGGCGGUUACACCAAAUCUCAGAGUCAUCACGAUCAUAUCACCGAUAUCGAUUUUGUUCGGAAGCAAUCCGAUGAUAAUUUAAUGGCAGACAAUUCGGGAUCUUUGAAUAGAAACAGACACGAUAAUAAUUACGGAUCCACGGAUUGUUAUGAGAGGGCAGCGGGAAAUGCUGGACAGGAGGACAUCGAUGGGCUCAAGAGGGGCCCUUAUGUUCUUCCUGAUGUCGAUCAUAUUUGCUGGAGGAGAGAGGCUGAACAUAAUUUGAGAACGAAUUUGUAAAGGAAGAAAUGGAAAGGUUUUAUUUUUAGUUUUGAUUUUAAUACGGCAGAACUGGAUUUUUAGUAUAUAUGUGCCCAUAAUUAUGAAUGUGGUCUAAGUCAUAUAUUUUUUGUUUCAAGAUAUUUAUUGAAUUG